Messenger RNA from Cololabis saira (Pacific saury), 2285 nucleotides. RefSeq lists its product as uncharacterized. The record is from RefSeq and is a predicted model, not a curated record. The transcript is spliced from 6 exons. Lineage: Eukaryota; Metazoa; Chordata; Actinopteri; Beloniformes; Belonidae. The coding region runs from base 111 to 1076 and encodes 321 amino acids.
AGGCACACCUACUUGGACCGGGGACUUAUAAAGCAGCGCAUUGUUGAAAACUAUAAACUUCCUUAGCAGUCCCUUGUAACUUCUUCCAGACGCUCGGCUCUCACGGGGAAAUGUAUCUGUUGGACAUGCUCUCCCACCCUCUCUGGGUGUUUUCCACGGCGCUGCUGGCGCUGGUGGUGCGCCUGCAGCGCAGAGCGCUGUGGGAGCCGCGGAGCUGCGCCGUGCGCCUCGCCGGCAAGACCGCUAUAGUGACGGGAGCCAACACAGGCAUUGGGAAGUUCAUUGCCCUGGACUUUGCACGCCGUGGGGCCCGUGUUAUCCUGGCAUGCCGAAGCGAGUCCAGAGGGACAGCAGCGCUAACUGAAAUCAAAAAGAUUACAGGAAAUGCAGAUGUCCAUUUACGCCUGGUGGACGUCUCCUCUAUGGACUCAGUCAAGGAAUUUGCAAAGAGGAUUCUCGAGGAGGAGAAAGCUCUGCAUAUCCUUGUGAACAAUGCAGCAGUAUCAGGUCUGCCCAGGCAAAUGACCAAAGACGGGUUUGAUGCUUCCUUUGCUACAAACCAUCUGGGACCAUUUCUGCUCACCAACCUGCUGCUUGACCUGAUUAAACGCUCAGCUCCAGCACGUAUCGUCACCGUCAGCUCCGUCAACCAUAAGAAGGGGAAGGUGGACUUCUCUCACUUUCAUGGCGAGAACCUGGUUUACUUCAUGGAUGAAGUGUACAACCACACAAAGCUGCACAAUAUUAUCUGCACCAACGAGCUGGCGCGCAGACUGGAGGGAACAGGCGUCACCGCCAACUCCGUCCACCCUGGUGUUGUCAUGACCGAAGUGUUGAGACACUAUCCCUUCUGGAUCCGUUAUCCUUUCAACCUCAUCGGCUUUUUCUUUUUCAAAUCUUCAGAGGAAGGUGCCGCCAGCCCGAUCUACUGCGCCGUGGCAGAGGAACUGGAGGGGGUCACUGGGAAGUAUUUUGACAGCGACUGCUCCCUGAUUCUUCCCGCCCCUUUAGCUCGAGAUGCAGCCCUCGCAGUCAAGGAUUUUGAGGUGUGUGAGAGACUGACGUCAAAGCUCUAAAGCAACCUGGAUAGGGUUGAUAUGAGAGAACUGUUUGAAGGCCAUCCUGCUCUUCUUGACUGAGAUUAUUUGAGACAAUGUGAAGCAUUUUCAGGUGAACUUUUUAAAUAUAUUUAAAUCAAUGAUCUGGGAUAUGGACUGCUGUAUAUUCUAAAUGUAUAUCCUGACCAUUCAGAGCAUUGUGUUGUGUAUAUUUCCUGUUUAUAUGAAUAACAAGAUACCAGUACUGUAAAUACGAGCCAUUGUUUGAGAGUGUUUCUGGAACCAAGUCUGGAAAAUGACUUGUCAAAUGUCAAAUAUCAGGUGAGCGGUGCUCAUCCUUGUAUGGUCAGCUCUCAGGAGUCACAACAGAAGUCCCAAGAUACAAUCAUUUCCUCUUUAUUGACCAAUUUUAAAUACAACAAAACAUUCGAGAGUUCAGGUUUUUAGGCUGUUUUAUUUAAUUUGUACAGUGUUCAUCCGCUUGUGCCCUCCAUGCUGUUAUUUAGCUGCAGGGACAGAGAGAAGAUUGGAGUCACCAAAUAGUUUCCUAUCCAAAACAUCAUUUCAUGCAUGUGUUUACUUUUCUUCAUUGAACAUUUAAGAAGAUACAAGGCAAUAAACAUGUUUGUUUUGUUUUUUUUAAUCAAUGCCUAUGUCUUACACACGUGAAAUACCUUUCUGAUGCUCGUCCACUAUUUCAUGGAUGAUUUCUUUGAGCACUGGAGCCACUUGAUCCAGCUGUUUGGGUGAAAGGCGGACAGAUACCUCCAACGUUCUACCCUGCACGCAAACAAAGGGAAACAACAAAUGUGUUACGGUGGGCUGCAUGACAACUUAGAUGAUGCUGGGACUGAAGGCGUGUGCACUCACGGGGCUCCCAUCACGUCCCAUCUUAGCAAGCUGCUCCUCAGACUGAUCGUGUUCUGAUCGAGGCUCCAUGUCUUUCCUACCUUCUCGUUCCUGAAGCGGAGGAGCACAAACGUGUACAAAAAUAAUAAAUGACUGAAAUGCAGAAGAGAGUUCCUGCCGUGUCUUUUCUUUUUAAGUAUGAACAUUUAAGUAGCCUAUGAACUCACUGGUUUACCCUUCAUGAAUAAUGUUUCUGUUUGGUUGUUUCCUCAGAGACCAUUUUUAUUUUAAUGUUGACCUUCAGGCAAACUGUAAGACAUUUUAGCAAUGGUACAUCUUAACUAUUGUUUAGUCAUUAACAAAGUUUGGAAGACUGUG